Molecule: messenger RNA, 753 nt
Organism: Anopheles aquasalis
Lineage: Eukaryota; Metazoa; Arthropoda; Insecta; Diptera; Culicidae
Gene: Fcp3C
Product: Follicle cell protein 3C
Source: RefSeq, a predicted model, not a curated record
UCUCGAAACAUCAUCCAGAAUGGAUACCAGUUACAGUGCCUUUUGGCUGCAAAGUCUUCUUACCAUCUGCAUCUUGCUGAGUGCGGUCACAGCGGGAAAGUAUUCACGGUUUCGCGCAUCAGAUGUUCAACGGAACGCCAUCUCCAACGAACCCUGUACCUGUGCCAUCUUUCUGUCCGGCCAAUUCAAUCGCUUCAAUCGAACGGAACAACCGAAGGGUAACCCUGGCAUUCAGCUGGAAUUGAUGCAACACUUUGCCUGCACCCCGACCGGGAACAAACAGUGCUCCAACCGGUGCCUGGAUGCGAUCGUCAAGCAUCUGCCCAACUCACAGAACGUCAUCUGUGCCACAAUCGAUCGGGACUGCUACCGGGAGCGGGCCUACCUCUUCUAUCAAAACUGUGUCCCUCGCUGGGUGAAUAGUAAUCUAUCCGCCGGCAAAGAGUUCUGCUGCCAAAACGAUGAACCGAUGCGAUGUAACUUGAUGGCCGAGCUUAUACGACAAUCGAUUCUGGAGAACGGGAAUGCAACGUCGACCGCGGGAACCAGUUCAGAAGAGCAGAGGUGAUAUCGGGGAAAUGGGGCCUCGCGCGAAUCGCGUUAAUAAAGUGCUCAAAACAAACCGACCAUCCGGGUCUGCUAUUUGUAGUGGUUGUUUCUCACAUCAUGAGCAAACGCAGAUCGGUAGCCACCAGGACCGGACACACCGACCGGAGUUUACCGAGCUUUUAUUCACGAUGCCGGGCGGGUUGG